Messenger RNA from Miscanthus lutarioriparius, 765 nucleotides. The record is from the annotation of a GenBank genome assembly. Lineage: Eukaryota; Viridiplantae; Streptophyta; Magnoliopsida; Poales; Poaceae.
AUGCCGCCGCAGGAGAAGCCGCAGCCGCGCUCGCCUCAAGAGCGCCGCCCAAGUCGUCCCCGUCCCACCGGCGGCAUGUACUACUCCGACGACAUGGAGGCGUUCUACGACGCCUGGGUGGGCCGGGAGGAGCAGAUCGUGGCCGACCUCACGGCGGCGCUCGCGCUCCCGCCCCGGCGCCGGAGCGACGCGCUGGCGCCGCUCGUGGACGCCGCCGUCGCGCACGUCGCCGCCUAUUACGAGCACAAGUCCCGGCUGGCCGACCGCGACGUCGUGGCCGCGCUGGACCCGCGCUGGCUCAACCCGCUCGAGCGCACCUUCCUGUGGGCCUGGGGAUGGAAGCCCGCGCUCAUGUUCCGCUUCGUGGAGACCGGCGGCGUCGGCGCGGGGAUCGGCGUGGGACCCGAGCAGCGGCGCGCGCUGGAGGAGCUCCGCGCCGCCACGGCGGCCGCGGAGCGGGAGGUGGACCUGCAGGUGGCGGCCGUGCAGGAGUCGCUGGCGGGGCCACGGGCGCUGGCCGCGCUGCGCAGGCAGCCCCCGCGGAACGGCGAGGCGGACGAGGCCGUCGCCGCCGUCGGGCGCUCGCUGCGCGUGCUGCUGGCCGCGGCCGACGCGCUAAGGGACCGCACGCUGCGCGCCGUCGUCGGGCUGCUCGCGCCGGACCAGGCCGGCGCGAUCGUCGCGGCCAUGCUCAGGUUCCACCUCGGCGUCCGCCGCGCGGGCCGCGACUGGACCUCCGGCCACGGCGGCCAGCGGCGCGUCUAG